Messenger RNA from Notechis scutatus (mainland tiger snake), 721 nucleotides. The record is from RefSeq and is a predicted model, not a curated record. NCBI's taxonomy places the organism in Eukaryota, Metazoa, Chordata, Lepidosauria, Squamata, Elapidae.
GGCCGGGCUCGAAGGCGGCUUCCGCGCGGAGCGAUGGCGGCCGAGGCGAGAGGCGCGGCGGCCCGGGAUGCGGCAGAGAAGGCGCGGGGCAAGCAGGCCGCCCUCUCCUUCGCCGCCAUGGCCGUCCUGGUGGGGCUGCCCCUCUGGUGGAAGACGACCGAGACCUACCGGGCGGCGCUGCCGGACUCCGAGAUCGCCGCGCUGGACGCGCUUCUGUUCCAGCUGACGGUGCCCGUCUCGGUGGUGUUUGCCCAGGGGGUCCUCCCGAAAGACCAGGAGCACAAAGUCCCCUUCCAGCAGGUGCAGGAGAUGGAGAUCCCCUUGAAUGCCAAGACCGGUGUGGUUGCUCACUACGACCGUUCCUUUCGCCUCGCCACUUCCCAGGAGCAGGCGUUGCUGUUGCAGGCCUCGGUCCAAGAGGCGGACAAGGGGCUGCAGCCGGCGGAAGGGCUGCCGGUGGGCUCCCUCACCAUCUACGUGAUCCCCCACGGCUCUCUGCUCCUGCCCCAGGGCUCAGAGAUGUACAUUGGGAAGCACCGGAGCGCCAUCCUCAGGUGCCCCCCGGGGGCAAAGGACCUGCUGGGGGCCCUGAACGACCGGCUGCAGCAGCUGAUCCAGGCCAUGUCCUUCACCCCCGAGACCCUCGUGGAGGCCCUGGCCGACCGAGUCCCAUUGGGCCAGCCGGGAGCCGAGUGGAAGCGCCCCUUCAAGUCCAGUUUCG